Messenger RNA from Striga asiatica, 333 nucleotides. NCBI's taxonomy places the organism in Eukaryota, Viridiplantae, Streptophyta, Magnoliopsida, Lamiales, Orobanchaceae. The record is from the annotation of a GenBank genome assembly.
AUGCCAGCUAAGGAGCUUUUAAUUGAUCCAAAUCGCGAAGGAUUUGGCAGAUUUUUCAAGUUUUCAACUUCAUAUUUAUGCGAGUUUCGUCCUACAGCCACAGGCCCACAGCACACUGCACACUCAUCCCCAAUUGCCCCAUCCAAUCCACGGGUUUCAUCCUCCAAGAAAAACGAGCAGCCCUCGGUUUUACUCCUCGCCGUCAAUCCCUCCGCCCCGUCCCCAACCCUCGAUUUCACUCCUCGCCGCGACGCCGCCCGGUCCUACAGCCACAGAGCCACUUACCUCGCUGAGUCGCUGAUAUCUUCUCCUUACGAGCAACUGCAGCUUUGA